CAGGGGAUGCUUCCAGACUGGAAGAAAUAAAUGUAAAUAAUCGAUUCUUUAUUUUUUUUUCUUCGAAACAUUUUUCGUUCGUUCUUCUUGUCAAAUACUAAUAAAAUCAAUAUUAUUUUCGCCUUACGAAAUAUGAUAUUUUAUAGACCAAUAACAUCCUAUUUAAAAAAACAAAAAAAUUAAAAUUCAAAAUAACAUAGAAUUCACUCAAAUAAAAAUCAAAACAAUCGAGUUAUUCUUUUUCUUUUCUUUUAAAUACACUUGAUACUUGGCACUUAUAGACUUCUCAUAUCUGUUUACAUAUAUGUAUGUGUUUCUUUUAGUCACGAAAUCAAAUAAAAUUUUUUCAUUCCUGUUGUUAAUAAUUAAAAUAAUCAUAAUACAUUCGAUUCAUCGAUUGAUAAUUUACUUUAUGUAACAAAUACUUCAACAUAAUAUGCAAUAUCUUCAUCACAUUUACAUCGGCUUGUACAACUUCAUUCAUCACUUGAUAAUACGUAUUAGUGGUUUUCUAUAUGAACAAUCACGAAAUUUAUUAAUUAUAUGUUCACGUUCAUUAAUCGGUCGUUGUGUUUUAUAUGAUGUUCAUGAUAUAAGGAGAAUUUAUAUUUUGAUUUAACAAUUGAAACAAAUUAUCUUGGUUGUUAUACAUUUUUAUCAUCAACAGAUAAUUGUUAUGAUAGAAAUGGAAAUAUAAUUAAAUUAAAAAAAAGAUAUAUUUCAUUUUAAUAUUACAAUCAAGUGAUCAUACAUUAUUAACAUUUUUAAAUGAAAAAUUCUUAAAUAUCGAAUAUAUUUAUGGUUUUGAUUAUCAACAAUAUACAUAUUAUAUACUUAAAUUAUCUCGUAUAGCUCGAUUAUGUCAAGCAUCAAUUACAAUAGGUAUGACUUAUAAAGAAAUUCCAUUAAUUAAUUGUCAACAAAAUUCAUCAAUUGUUACAUGA
This is a messenger RNA of Rotaria sp. Silwood2, 944 nucleotides long. Lineage: Eukaryota; Metazoa; Rotifera; Eurotatoria; Philodinida; Philodinidae. The record is from the annotation of a GenBank genome assembly.